AUGGCCUAUUACACCCAAAUCAGAAGUUCCAACAAUAGAACAACUGAGCUAAAAGACUCAUUACACAAUCUUGCAAAGCUAGCGCAGGAGGAAUCCUUUCCAACAGAGAGGCGAAUACUUCUGCAAAGUGAUUCCAUUAUACAUGGAAAAUUAGCAGCACUCAAUACGUUUAUUGACCAAGACAAUCUCAUACGUGUAGGCGGGAGAUUAAAAAACUCAGAGUUUCACUCAGAUAAAAAACAUCCCAUUGUUUUGUCAGCAGAUCAUCAAUUUACAAAACUUCUAUUCAAAGGCGAACAUUUGACUUUAUUGCAUGCAGGACCACAAUCACUCUUAAGUUCAAUUCGUCAACAGUUCUGGCCGAUCGGGGGCAGAAAUUUAGCUCGAAAAACAGUGCACGAUUGCAUCAGAUGUUUUCGGAGCAAUCCCAGGCAGUCAACAAUUCCAAUGGGAGAGUUAUCGAAAGCACGCGUAUCUCAAACCAUGCCCUUUCAUAACACGGGUGUGGACUAUGCAGGUCCUUUCAUAGUAAAAGAUAGAAAGGGAAGAGGCAGUAAAACAAGUAAGGCUUUCGUGUGUUUAUUUAUUUGUUUCGCCACGAAGGCACUUCAUCUCGAAUUAGUAUCUGAUUUAACCUCAGAAGCAUUCAUCGCAGCACUUAGACGUUUUUCAGCUCGACGUGGUAAACCUGCACACAUGUACUCCGAUAACGGAACGAACUUGUCGGAGCAAAUAGAGAAUUAA
Molecule: messenger RNA, 744 nt
Organism: Cyphomyrmex costatus
Lineage: Eukaryota; Metazoa; Arthropoda; Insecta; Hymenoptera; Formicidae
Exons: 2
Coding region: 1-744 (247 amino acids)
Molecular function (GO): nucleic acid binding
Source: RefSeq, a predicted model, not a curated record